Messenger RNA from Brenthis ino (lesser marbled fritillary), 669 nucleotides. NCBI's taxonomy places the organism in Eukaryota, Metazoa, Arthropoda, Insecta, Lepidoptera, Nymphalidae. The record is from the annotation of a GenBank genome assembly.
AUGGUGCCCAUUUACGGAAGAGGUUCAGUGACCGCUACAUCCGCCGCUGUCAAAUCAGAAUUUGCAGAUUUGAAACAUCGUGAAUUUAGGGGUGAAAUUCCGAUGCGCACUGAUCGAUUCGUCAUACAACAUCUAGAACGAAUCGACAACAAGAUAAAAGACCGCUGCAAGAUGUCUGACUGUCCACCAAAAAAGAAAGUAAUAAUAUCAGAGACGAACGAUCUUAACGGAUCCUCAGACUUUAUAGCCGGAAAGCUGCUAAACGCCAUGGAAAUCGACGAUCCUCCUCGACAUUCGACAAUUCAGCUUGAUGAGAUAUCAUUCGAAGUGAUGAUACCAAAUGUGUGUAGUACUCCACGAGAAUGUACGGAAAAUCAGUCAUCACAACUUCAAUCUCCAGUAUUAGUAACAAAAAUACAUACCAAUACAAUUGAAUCCCCGCAGUCAUUGAAACACUUAGGUUACGAAGCAUUCCAAUCAUCAAGAGAUGAAAAUAUUCCUGCCGACAAUGAUUGGAAUGUUCAAGAAGAAUGGAAAGGCUUGAGCAAAAGUGCUAAACAAAAAGAAGACGUCUCCUCGAAAAAAAGCGAGCGAAGCCUUCAUCUUUGGAUGAUUGCCCAGAAUGGGAUUUUAUCAAAGAUGCAAAGACUGGCCGAACACCAAUUCUCU